UUUUAGAUUAUAAAUGUUGCAGAAUGUGAUUAUCAGACCUAUCAUUAUCUGUGAUGGUAGUGGCAAAGAAGUGACCUGUUUGUAAGCAUAAUAGUUGUUAGCAUUACAGGGGGGUAUGCAGUCGUGGCAAUUCAUUGCACUUUGAACACUCCCGAUUUGUAUGUUCUAUCUUGAGGAUCAUAUAGACUAAGGUUUUAGUAAACAGCUCGACUGUAGAACAAUUGGUAGAACAAUUCUCUACGGCUCUGGUCUGUGUGCGCUAAAGAAAUGGCACUAGAGGAAGCUGAGGCACAGCUUGCAGAGCUUGAGCUCCUAAUAAGCAUGUUUCCAAGUGAAGAGGAGUUUGUUGUCUCUGACCAGCUGGCUUUUGCAGAACUGAGGGACUACGUUGAGGGGGUCUCCACAACACCUCCACAUUCUAGACCUGACUUUGUGAUUAAACACAAAACGGACACUGUCACCACAAAAGGGGUGGACAUCACAAUCUCGUGCACGUAUGUAUCUGACUACCCAAAAGUCCUUCCAGAGAUUUCUGUGAGGUGUGCUCAUCUUAGCAGAGCCCAACAAACCCAUCUGCACAACGACCUGAACUUGUACCUGCUGGAGAACUGCUCUGGAGAGGCUUGUCUGUUAUCAGCGUUCGAGUGGGUAAAAGAUAAUGCAACUCAGUACAUUGACAAGAGCUUGUCAGCUCCUGUUCCCAAGAAAGAUUCAACGUUAGUGCCCACCCAGGAGACAUUCACUCGGCUCUGGAUCUACAGCCAUCACAUCUACAACAAGACUAAAAGAAAGAACAUUCUGGACUGGUCCAAGGAACUCAACCUCUCUGGCUUUAGCAUGCCAGGCAAGCCUGGGGUCGUUUGUGUGGAGGGGCUUAGAACCCCCUGUGAUGAGUUUUGGAGCAGAGUAAAGUGCCUGACAUGGAAGAGGAUCAUGAUUCGCCAUCGAGAGGAUAUCUCUUUGGACGGCCAGGAUGGCAGCAUAGAUGAAAGCGUGGCCUCGCUCCGCAAGUUCACGGGGUUCGACGAGGCUAUUUUUGAUCCCCAUGGAAACCGAGGAAAUCACAUGGACCUUGGGCAGCUGUACCAGUUCCUCAGUGAGAAGGGUUGUGGGGAGAUUUUCCAGUUGUACUUUGGGAUUGAGGGGAAAUAGCAGUGGUCCCAUGGAGAAGAUAAGAGACUCUAUAAUCCUGUGUGCCCUCAGAAUGCAGCAGUCUAUAUGAAAUAAAACACAUUAUAUCCCCCCACCA
Messenger RNA from Clupea harengus (Atlantic herring), 1249 nucleotides. It is a transcript of the gene rwdd2b, whose product is annotated as RWD domain containing 2B. Lineage: Eukaryota; Metazoa; Chordata; Actinopteri; Clupeiformes; Clupeidae. The record is from RefSeq and is a predicted model, not a curated record. Gene Ontology annotation, molecular function: protein binding.